This is a messenger RNA of Drosophila willistoni, 2329 nucleotides long. RefSeq names its product cell adhesion molecule 2 (gene DIP-theta). Gene Ontology annotation, cellular component: neuron projection. Bases 7 to 1839 code for a protein of 610 amino acids. The record is from RefSeq and is a predicted model, not a curated record. The transcript has 12 exons. Lineage: Eukaryota; Metazoa; Arthropoda; Insecta; Diptera; Drosophilidae.
UAAAAAAUGAAAAUUAAAAUAUUUCCGUUGACAACGGAAGCCAUGUUGGAGAAGCAGAAGCCACGCCGCGUAAUGACACAGCAGCAGCAACAACGGAAGCAUAAAAUGCCGGAAAUAUCCUCAUGGCUAAUUGUUGCCACUUUUACCCUGUCCUUGUUCAUGUCCAUGUCUCCCAUUUCCCUGGUGACUGGCCAGGAUAAUCACGAUGAGAGCGAAAUGCAUCACAUGGAUCUGCAUCAUCAGCACCAAGAGUUUAUCAUUGGCGAAUCCGAAGAACGAGAUCAUAUAGCACAUCAUUUGGCGGAAAUGCAAAAUAAGGAUGAACUACUAGAAGAUAUACGCGAGGACACGGCCGUCAAUGCAAUACCAGAAAAAGAUUUACCCAAAUUUGGUGAAUUACUGCAAAAUGUCACAGUGCCAGUAAGUCGAGAGGCUGUACUUCAAUGUGUGGUGGAUAACUUGCAAACCUAUAAGAUUGCGUGGCUACGUGUCGAUACACAGACCAUUUUAACGAUACAAAAUCACGUCAUAACCAAAAAUCAUCGCAUGAGCAUAACUCAUGCCGAGAAACGUGCCUGGAUAUUGCGUAUACGUGAUGUAAAGGAAUCCGACAAAGGAUGGUAUAUGUGCCAAAUCAACACGGAUCCGAUGAAAAGUCAAGUUGGUUACCUCGAUGUUGUGGUGCCCCCUGAUAUACUGGACUAUCCAACCAGCACCGAUAUGGUCAUACGUGAGGGUUCAAAUGUAACUCUAAAAUGUGCUGCAACCGGUUCACCAACUCCAACGAUAACCUGGCGACGCGAGGGAGGCGAAUUGAUACCACUACCAAAUGGAGCAGAGACAAUCGCCUACAAUGGAUCCUUUCUGACCAUUGCCAAAGUGAAUCGUUUGAAUAUGGGGGCAUAUCUCUGCAUUGCCUCAAAUGGCAUACCGCCAACAGUUAGCAAGCGUGUGAUGCUCAUUGUGCAUUUUCCACCCAUGAUUUGGAUCCAAAAUCAAUUAGUUGGCGCUGCCAUUACCCAGAAUAUUACAUUGGAAUGCCAAUCGGAGGCAUAUCCCAAGUCCAUUAACUAUUGGAUGAAAAACGAUACGAUUAUUGUGCCAGGUGAACGCUUCGUGCCAGAGACAUUUGAAUCGGGCUAUAAAAUAACCAUGCGUUUGACCAUCUACGAUGUUGACAUACAAGACUUUGGAGCAUAUCGUUGUGUGGCCAAGAACUCAUUGGGCGACACAGAUGGUGCGAUCAAAUUGUAUCAUAUACCACAAACAACUACAAUUACAACCAUGGCCCCCACUGUGUCCAUCAACACUGUGCCUGUGGUUCUUGUCAAGUACAAUAAAGAUCAACGCUACAGCAGCAAUGCAAAUCAGAAUAGCAAUAAUCCUUAUGGCAACAACAACAACAACCAUCAACAGAAUACAAAAUCACAACGUAUUAAAACCAAAAAUAUGGAUCAUCAGUCAUCGGAUAGUACAAUGAAUAAUAUGUAUAUGGGUGCCACAUCGAGCUUAUGGAAUUCGCAAGAUCAUCAUGCCUCAGCUACAUCAACAAGAGGCAGAGAUCAACAUCAACAUCACCAGCAGCAGCAGCAGCAACAUCAACAACAACAGCAACAACACCAACUCCAACAACAUCACAAUCUCGAUCACAGUACUGCAUACAGAGCUGAUGGCAAAAGUCCGCAUUUGAUUAAACAUGAUGCUGGAUCCCUAACCGAUGAGCUAGAUCGCAUGCAGGACCUCAAGAGCUCAUCAAAUCAACUAAAGAAUUCGUCGCAACCCAUUGCAUUCUCAAUGUUAGUUAUCCUUCUUUUCCAUUUGAAGGCGUGGCAUGUAUAAAUCUAAAAUCCAAAAAAAUAACUUCUCAAUAAGUGUACAAACCCAAAGAUUAAUUAAUAAGCAAUAAUUUAAUGAAACUCAAGUUGAUCGGUAAUAAAACUUAAUAAUAAUAUAUAUAGGCAUUGAUUCCAUUAUUCUGAUUUUGUGAAGCUUGAAGCUAAGACUUGCUUAAUGUAAAAAGUUUGUUGUUGUUUAAGUCCAUACUAGAAUCUAAGUUGAAGCAAGGAUAAAUUGAAAGCGAGAAAAGUUCUGUCAGAUACAACGGAAAUACAAAGUAUUAGCAUGUAAACUAUAAGGCAUAAUUAUUUAAAUAUUGCAAAAAUAAAACCAAAAACAAAAAAACAAAAAGUUUGUAAAUCAACUAAACCAAAGGAAAUUAAAAAGGAUUUCUCAUAUGUAGUUUGUAAGGACGAAAACGAAAAUACCACAAAAAUGUUGCCAUCACUUUUAGUUUUAGAUUCAUUUAAGCUUAGUUUCUAUGCACUGCAAA